This is a messenger RNA of Lodderomyces elongisporus, 2598 nucleotides long. RefSeq names its product snoRNA-binding rRNA-processing protein (gene NOP14). The record is from RefSeq and is a predicted model, not a curated record. Lineage: Eukaryota; Fungi; Ascomycota; Pichiomycetes; Serinales; Debaryomycetaceae. Gene Ontology annotation, cellular component: small-subunit processome; nucleolus; Noc4p-Nop14p complex. The coding region runs from base 1 to 2598 and encodes 865 amino acids. Gene Ontology annotation, biological process: maturation of SSU-rRNA. The transcript has a single exon.
AUGGCCGGAUCUCAGCUCAAGCAGCUCAAGUCUGCACUCAAAGAAAAGGGGCUCAUUGGUCAAACAAACACUAGUAAGAAAAGUAAGAAAUCCAAGACUAGUAGACGCAAUGAAAUAGAUCGAGACUUGCAAAAACAAAACUUAUUAUCAGUUCGAGACCAAUUCAACAAGUUCGAUCAACGAAUCAAUAGAACAAAACAUGAUAUCACCAUCACUGCUGGAGGCGAGUUUGUUAAAGUUGGCUCGAAGCAACAUAAUGCAACUACAGCAAAGAAGGGAGCAAUACAAAAACAAAUGAAGAUGCAAUACGAUUUGGAAAAAAGAAAACGUAAUAGAGUUGGAGGAGUCUUGGAUAAACGUUUUGGUGAAAACGAUAUGCACAUGACCCAAGAAGAAAAGAUGUUGGCGAGAUUCACUAGAGAACGACAAGCUGCCACAUCUGGAAAAAAGAGAGGCAUUUACUCUUUGGAAAGUGAUGAUGAUGAUGGCGAAAUGGCGGAAGGCGACAACGACGACGACGAGGACGAGGAUGGUGGAUUCCAGUUGACUCAUAGUGGACAAGCUUUAUCUUUGGAUGACGAGGAGACUGUGAAAUAUGUUGAUGAAGACCAAAUGGUUGAAGGUCCACCAAGAAAAAAGACCAAGGCCGAGGUUAUGAAAGAAGUUAUUGCAAAAUCAAAGUUUUAUAAACAACAGAGACAAAGAGAUUACGCAAAGACUCAAAACCAAAUCGAUGAGUUGGAUGAAGAUUUUGGGGAUAUCAUGGACGAUUUGAGAAAUACUCAAAAAGGUGUUGCAAAACCACAGUUUUCAACAAAGACUCCCGAAGAAAUUGCAUAUGAUAACAAAGUGAGAGAAUUGACUUAUGACAGGAGAGCAGUACCAGCAGACAGAACAAAGACGGAUGAAGAAUUGCAAAAGGAACACGAGGAAAAAAUUAAGAAAUUGGAGCAGGAUAGGUUAAGAAGAAUGGAAGGCUUUGUAACUGAUAGAGAAGCCGAAGGAGAUGAUCUUGGUGAGGAUUUAGGUGAUGAAGAUGAUAAUGAUGAUGAUCAACAGUUUUGGGGUGGAGAAAGCGAAAACGAAGAAGAUGGAUUUACCAUUAAAGAAGGAAGAGGAGAAGGAGAAGAAGAAGAGGAGGCGGAGGAAGACAACGACAACGACAACGACAAUGGUUACGACGAACAAAAGGGAAAAAAGGGGGAAGAACGCGGUAAGCCAGUGUCGCGGAAAUCUCCUCCUAUUAGCAUGCCCACUGAUUUAGACGAGUUCAAGAGCCAGUUAAAGGACCUUGAUCUUUCCCAACAAGCCAAACAGAUUCAAAUAAUAUGUGACGCUUAUAAGCCUCAUUUGGCAAUGGGAAAUAAGGACUUGAUGAAUAAGUUUGUAAGCAUCAUUUUCGAGUACGUUCUUUUCUUGGCCGAUGAGUUUCAAGAGUUUCAGCCCAUCUUGACUAUUUUAAAGAAACUUGCAUCACAGUACAAUGAACAAUUGGUUGAGCGUAUGAGGGUUUACAUUCUGGAUAUUGAGUCGCGAAUCAACAAAUCCACAUUGCAAUUAAAACCAUCCGAUUUGGCUUUUUUCAUAAUUGUGGGUUUUUUAUUCUCGACAUCGGAUCACUAUCAUUUGAUUGUUACGCCAUGUCUUAUUCUCAUCAACCAGAUUUUGAGCAAUACCAUUUAUAGAUCCAAGGAUGAGUUGAGGCUGAUAGCAAUGGGUAUUUUUUUGGUUGAUGUUUUGCUCACGUAUCAGCGAAUUGCCAAGAGAUUUGAUCCUGAAAUCAUCAAUUUCAUUGAGUUUGCAUUCCUUAGCUUAGUCCCCGAGCCGGAAAAGGUGGAUACCAAUAAGCUAUUGUCGGGUCAUAUUCCAAGCACCACCACCACCACCACCACCAACAACAACAACAGCAACAGUGGUAGCAACAGCAGCACUACUUCAUCAUCAUCAAAUCAGCUUAACUUGGUAAAGUCAACCAAAUACGAAGAAAAUUCGACUAUUUCAUUUGGAGAAAUUUUCAAAACUACAAACACGAACAAAGAGAAGUUGCACUUUAACACUCAGAUCAAGUCAAAACUUCUUAUAAAACUCCUCACGAUUAUGGACAAAACGCUUUCGACAUGGCGAGACAAAUCUUCCAUUAUCGAAAUCUUGGAGUCUUUUAUUGCAAUGCUCAAGCAUUUCACUAAAUACACUUCACUUACUUCCUCCUACCUCACCAAGUUUAGCAAACUUCUUGCUGCAUCUCUUCAAUCUCGUCAACCAUUGCAAUUGCAACACCACAAAUCGAUUGGAAUUGCUACGUACACACCCAAAUUUGAAGAGAAUUUCAAUCCUGAUAAGAAAUCGUACGAUAUCAAUGUUGAACGCCAACAACUUGCCAAAGUCAAAGCGCAGCUUAAGAAGGAGCACAAGGCGGCACUCAAGGAUAUCAGGUAUGAAAAUAGGUUCCUUGCACGUGAACAGAUUGGCGAGAAGAAGCAAAUGUACGAUGAGUAUCAUCGUAAGAUGGCUCGUAUUGUUAACACUAUCCAGGCCGAUGAAGGGAAAGAGAAGAAUGAUUAUGAAAGAGAGAAGAAGCAGAGAAAGAGUAGAAAAUAG